AUGACAAAGGUGUACCCCACUCCCAUCACUUCGGUUGUUGUUUCGCCACCCAAAUCCUCUGCUGCCAGUAAGAAUCCGGUGGUCUUCACUGUUUGGAAGAAGUCUCUACUCUUCAAUUACGAUGGAUUUCCAGUGUUCGACUCCAACGGCAAUCUUGUAUUUCGAGUAGACAACUAUGUCACCGGAGGGAAUGGUGAAAUUGUUCUCAUGGAUGCGUUCGGCCGCUCUGUCGUCACUAUUGGCCGCAAGAGGAAAAGUCUUUCGGACACCUGGCAAGUGUAUGAUGGAGAAACAACGCUUGUUCCACGGUUUUCGGUCACGAAACACAUGAACAUUUUCAACACUAAGUCCCUAGCUUACGUUUGCAAAGAAGGAUCGUCAAAGAACAACAACACGAGAAUCCUGAUGUAUGAGAUCGAUGGAUCAUAUGCUCAA
Molecule: messenger RNA, 435 nt
Organism: Cynara cardunculus var. scolymus (artichoke)
Lineage: Eukaryota; Viridiplantae; Streptophyta; Magnoliopsida; Asterales; Asteraceae
Product: protein LURP-one-related 8-like
Exons: 2
Source: RefSeq, a predicted model, not a curated record